CCGCUGCUGCUGCCUCGGCGGGCCGACCUGCAGGAGGCGGCGGCGGCGGAGGCGGCCGAGGCCGAGGGAAGAUGGCGGACGGUGUGGACCACAUAGACAUUUACGCGGAUGUGGGCGAAGAGUUCAACCAGGAAGCAGAAUAUGGUGGGCAUGAUCAGAUAGAUUUGUAUGAUGAUGUCAUCUCUCCAUCUGCAAAUAAUGGCGAUGCCCCAGAAGAUCGCGACUACAUGGAUGCUCUUCCACCAACUGUUGGUGAUGAUGUGGGUAAAGGAGCCGCACCCAACGUUGUCUACACUUACACUGGGAAGAGAAUCGCAUUGUAUAUUGGAAAUCUAACAUGGUGGACAACAGAUGAGGAUCUAACUGAGGCCGUUCAUUCUUUGGGAGUAAAUGACAUUUUGGAGAUAAAAUUUUUUGAAAAUAGGGCAAAUGGACAAUCAAAAGGAUUUGCCCUUGUUGGUGUUGGAUCUGAAGCAUCUUCCAAAAAGUUAAUGGAUCUUUUGCCUAAAAGAGAACUUCAUGGUCAGAAUCCUGUUGUAACUCCAUGCAAUAAACAGUUCCUGAGUCAAUUUGAAAUGCAAUCCAGGAAAACUACACAAUCAGGACAAAUGUCUGGGGAAGGUAAAGCUGGUCCUCCAGGAGGCAGUUCACGUGCAGCAUUUCCACAAGGUGGUAGAGGACGGGGCCGUUUUCCAGGGGCUGUUCCUGGUGGGGACAGAUUUCCUGGGCCAGCAGGACCAGGAGGGCCACCUCCACCUUUCCCAGCUGGACAAACUCCACCACGUCCACCUUUAGGCCCUCCUGGCCCACCUGGUCCACCAGGUCCUCCACCUCCUGGUCAGGUUCUGCCACCUCCUCUAGCAGGACCUCCUAACCGAGGAGACCGCCCUCCACCACCAGUUCUUUUUCCUGGACAACCUUUUGGGCAGCCUCCGCUGGGUCCACUUCCUCCUGGGCCUCCACCUCCAGUUCCAGGCUAUGGCCCCCCUCCAGGUCCACCGCCUCCACAGCAGGGACCACCUCCACCUCCAGGCCCCUUUCCACCUCGACCACCAGGUCCACUAGGGCCUCCCCUUACACUUGCUCCUCCUCCACAUCUUCCGGGACCACCUCCAGGUGCCCCACCACCAGCUCCACAUGUGAAUCCUGCUUUUUUUCCUCCACCAACUAAUAGUGGCAUGCCAACAUCAGAUAGUCGAGGUCCACCACCGACAGACCCAUAUGGCCGACCUCCCCCAUAUGAUAGGGGUGACUAUGGUCCCCCUGGGAGGGAGAUGGAUGCUGCAAGAACACCUCUGAGUGAGGCUGAGUUUGAAGAAAUCAUGAAUAGAAAUCGGGCAAUCUCAAGCAGUGCUAUUUCAAGAGCUGUGUCUGAUGCUAGUGCUGGUUUGUAUAUUUGUUUCUUCACUUUUGAAGCUUUACAGUUAACGGACAGCAUUAAUCCAGUAAUUUCUUUUAGAAGACGUGAACGAUCAAGAGAACGGGACCAUAGUAGAUCACGGGAAAAGAGUCGGCGACAUAAAUCUCGGAGUAGGGAUCGCCAUGAUGAUUAUUACAGAGAGAGAAGCAGAGAACGAGAGAGACACCGGGAUCGGGAUCGGGACCGUGACCGAGAGCGUGACCGAGAGCGAGAAUACCGUCAUCGUUAGAAGCUGAAGGAAGAGGAACACCUUCCAAGACAAAACAGUCUUCACGGGGGAAAAGUGACGCUUGUCCAGCAGUUUGCUUCUUGUGAUUGAACUGAACCUGUAAGGAUUCAUGGAUAAACUGAACAGGAAUAGAUCUGAAUAAAGCAAAUCUGCAUAAAUGGUAACCAGUAGCUCUACUUUUAUUUUUUAUGUUGCUUAACUGUUUUAUUUGAAGGAAACCUGUGUGAUUUAAAAAGUUAAUAGCUUUUGCAACUUUAUUACUGGUUAUAUAUAUUUGGCCAUUAUAAUGUGCAAGCAAUUGGAAAAAGUCAAGUAAAUGCUUGUUUUUAUAGUAGUUUGUUCUUGUUAAAAUGUUCAUAUGAUAAUGUCUGUAAACAGCACCAAUUUGAUUACACUAGAUGUAGUGUUGUAAUAAACUGUUUAAUGGGGCUGAUGUGUAAAGCUGUUCAAGUUAUUUGAUGUUUACACCUCAGGGAAAGUCUUGUGUUCAGCAAUAUCUAAAGAUAAUGUUACUAUGACAACAUUUUUACUGUCCUUUAAAAAAGCAUUGCAAUAGCGUGUUUGGAUAUGCAUCAAUCUAAUCUUGCGUUCAGUGAAUUAAACAUGACUAAUUAAGUGUCUAUUGCCCUUGAUUUUGAUAUUAGCAUAGGUGAUUACAUGGGUAUUUAAUAUUUCUAUAUCCUGCUUUUCUAGCUGUUUUUACCUAGUUAGCUUGUGAUUUUGCUGAAUGGUAUGUAAACGUGUAAAAACUGAAAUUUGACAGAGAAAUCCAGUCAAUGUGUUAGGGGGUCAAAAAAUUGAAGGUUGUAACAUUUUUGGUAAAAACUCAUGUAUUUGCUACAGUAGUGCAGCUUAAUUACAACCCAGAUAUACUGCUAGCAUUUAAGAUAGAUUUUGAUAAUUCUGGUUUCAUGCAGUAAUUUACUGUUUCAUGCUGAUGGUGCCAUAGGCAGUGUAAUUAUGGCUAUACAGCAAGAUAAGUAAAGAAAGCCCUAGUAUUGUACUUGAUUCAGAUUUCUGAAGGGUGUGAUGCUUAUUAACCUUGGGCUGUAUUCAGUGUGAAUAAUGAAAAAUUAAGAGUUACGCUGUCUUCAUGGCUCAAGGAAUUAUGUGUGUAUUCCUGUAACCUUGUUGAUUUAUGCUUGAUUAGAGUUAAUCAGUUGAUUUUUUUCUUUCUUUCUUUCUUUUUUUUUUUAAAGAUCCAGCCUUAAUAAAAGGUUGUAUUAAAAGCACCUGGCUAGCAUGUAUUAUGCAAAAAUAGCAGAAACAGACUGUCAAUUUGAUUGCCUAUUUUUAUAGGAAGGCAAAAAUCUUACUAAAGAAGUUUAGGUAAAGCCCUUAAGCUAAUUUGUGAUAAAUGUUUUAAAGAUCUUAUUACCUAUUUGAGAUCUUUGGAUAGUAUGCAUUGACCUUUAAAGUUUACCUAAAUUUAAGAGCAACGCUUAAGGUGUGUACCAUAGGUUGAGAUAAUGUGCAACUUGAGAGAUUUGUACUUUUCUUCUUCAGAUUUAUCUUCUCUGCUUUUAAAAUAUUCAGAAAUAUCCAUACCACUGCCAGUUCAUUUUAAAACAUCUUGUGAGCAGAGUGAUUUUUUUUUUUUUUUUUUUUUUUGGAAGGGAUCAUUAGUGUUUACCACAACUGUUGUUAGCUCUCAGAAAUGAUUUUUCUUAAGUGUUUAAUCUUGUUGAAAUGCAAUUACCUUUUAAUUUGGGAGUUGUAUCAAAAUCUAUUUUCUUGUUUUGUAUAUAGGUCUUGUAAGUUUUUGUCAUUUCUUAGCUUUUUUUAAUAGUUCAAUUACAAUACCCUAAUGUGAAGCUGUUUGGACAUACAUGUGUUUACAAGGGAGAUUAGUUAAUAGUGAGAUUAAAAGGUAAGUACAAUGUCCAUAGAUAGAAUUUUCUCUGAACAUUUUAAAAAUGGAAUCAAAAAAUACAUAUACUUGAAAUGAAACUGGAGAUUUUGUACUACUUUUAAUUCUUUAUUACCUUUUAAUUUUUUCUUUUUUUAAAAAUCAGUUGGAACCCUUUCGUUGCUCUUUGUCACCCUUCUUGCUUGGCUUACUUUAUUCAUAAGCGACUUUGGAUGCAGAUAGUGUAUUAGCGUUGCUUGCUGCUGCUAGUCCAUUAUUUUAAGUGUUGUUAGGAAGAAAUAAAAUAACUUUGGUUUGUCUAAUUUUGCAGUGUCUCCUACCUGAUAACACAUGAAUGAAUGUAUAGCAGUAAAAGUAAACAUUACAAACCUUGUUUUAUUUGUCAAAGCCCUUCUGUUGUCUAGGAGCCAGUUUCAUUUGAAAACUGGUUUUUAAUGUGUAAAAGCAAUCCAAAGAGACGAAAUUUUACAAAGACACCAAAAAAAAAAAAAAAUAAAUAAAUAAAUAAAAUAAAAGAGAGAGAGAAAGAGAAAGAGAGACAGACAGAGAAGUCAGAGAGCAGAAAAAAGGAGCCAGGGAGAGUUUUAAACACGUGUAGUUCAUAUAUAGCGGCAGUGACAGCAAGCUUGAGUUUAUCUUGAGUCCUAGCAUUGCUCAGUGCUGUGCAGUCACAUUCCUUGCAGCUAGUAGUGAGAUUCCACAUGGUAUUUCUCCUGGAGUGGCACUUUGAAUUGAAUAUACUGCUUUGAGGGAAAGGAAAUACAUUUAUAGAAAGGAAUUCUUUCAGUGUAAAUUUACAUGUGUUUAUGUUUUGUCAGUUUUCAUCAGCAAGAUGAGCAAGAUUCUGAGUGACUUGCCGUAGCUAUCGAUCAUGUUAGACCAUUUCGUGUCUCCUUAACUAUAAUCUUAAGCAGUUAACUACAAUUUGGAAUUUACAAAUAGCAUGUAGCUUAAGGUAUUAUUUUAAUUUGAUUCUCCUAUGGAGACUUGUUGCUUUAGUUUUUACUAGUUUAAAGUCAGUUCUAAAAAUAAACAUGGAAGUUUUCAUGAAUGUUGUAUAAUAUUUUAUAGUAAAGGGGGGAAAUUUUUUAAAGGGUAAGACUUUUCUCUUUCCCUGCAUUGAAAUGUGCCAAUAGCCUGAGUACAUUCUGUUUCAUACGAGAUGCUACUGCAAGACUCUUUGACUGGAGUGCUUGUGACACUACAGUUUUGCUACCCAAGUGGUUUUGCAGUAUCUGUAUUUGCAAGGUGGCCCCAAUAUUGCGUUUUAGGAUUCAGCCUCAGUUAUUUUAAGAGGAAGUUUAUGCUCUGAUUCUUCACUGAGAAUUCAGUAUUGAGAUUCUUGCUAUUGCACAAAUAAACUGAUUUUUAAAUUUUAUUCAUGAACUACAUUUGCAUCCCAUAGCCCUCUGUAAAUGUUUCCCCCAGUUGUAUGUACUUACUAAAUGCACGCUUUUUCAUUGUACAUACUAGACUUUUUUUUGUGCUAAAAUUUAUUAAGUAGGGUUUUUGUAGCAAAGCAUUCUAUUUUUAUGUUCUUAUAGUGUAUGUGUUAACAUUAAUAUUCAGUUUAAACACUGGUGUAUUUAUUUUUAGCAACUUGACUCCUAGAAGCCUUAGACUAAUUUUUAAAUAAACAUUCAACCAAAAAUUAUGAAUUUCUUGAGAUGUGGCCUUAUAUGUGGUGUUUUCUGUGUUCAUAAUGUGAGAUUUUUUUUAAAAUUUAGAUUUUAUUUAAAUCAAGAUUUAGAAUUAGUUUCAUUAUAAGUCAAAAUAGAAAAUGUAUUAAGCGUCUAGGCUUCUGGGAGGAAGUUCUUACACUCUUCUUUCUUGGCAUUAGAAAGAAGCAAUAUGAAUUUAUGAAUAUUCUAAAUAUUCAGGCCAUUGUAUUGUGUUCAGAUUGCUUUAGGCUUGUUUUAGCCCAGUGUUUCUUUAAAGUUCCAGGUGGUUGGAUUUCACUGAGUAUACAGCUACUGUGGUUUUUAUAUGGGGUGUAUGAAAUCUUGGUUACAUAUAGGCAGAUUUCCAUGUUUUUAAAGAAUUUCUGCUACAUUAAUUAUGCUGUAUCGGGGGCAUUUAAAAUAUUAGGUAACAUUUAAUGAAGUCACACAGGUCUUGAAUGGUAUUCGUGGAUAGUAAAUACUACGAGCAGUUUUUCAUAUCAGAGAGGGAGUACCCUAAAACUACACCAUGGGAGUAAAUUACAAUCAUUUCAUAAUUGGAUAUACCCUUCAUUUUCGUAAAAAUACUUCAUUUUUGAAAGUUAUUUUUUGCCACACUGUUACUGCGUAACACUUCUCAGCAUUUCUGUAUACAAACUAUUUUAAAAUACAGUGAUCAAUUCAUGUUUGUUUAUUUUUUACUUCAGAAAUUGUAGUACUCAGGUGGUAUUUAAUGGGAAAUGAUUCUUUGAUGUGAAUCAUAAUGUAUUUUGAGGACUGCAACUAAAACACAUGACUUUAGCCUUAAGAAAAGGUCUAUUAUUCCUUCCUUUGCAUCCCAUGGUAUAUUAGCAAAGUAGUUUACAGCCCUGCACAGCCUUAAAAAGUUGUUUUACAAUUUUUUAUGGAAAACCCUUAACAAGAAAAAAUUGUAUCAUAUUACAGUACUGAUGAGUCAUUGAAUAAUCACCUUUUGUAAAUAAGUUGUCUGAUAUCAGAAGGCCAAAGAAAGUCUUGAGAUUUUAGCUAUUGAAUGUGGUGACUUCAUAAGAUUUCUGUGCAAAAGGUAAGGUGAGAUUCCAUUCAAUAGGCAUUCUUUUAAUGUCCAUGAAUACUAGACUUCCAUAUUAGCUUCCUUCAAAAGGCUCAUUCCCAUUUUAUUAAAAUGUUUGUACUUGCAAUUUUGUUUAAUGUUUACUUUGUCUUUUCUUUCUUUAGCGUUUAGGUGACUGUUCAGNAGUUUUCUAUAUGGCCAUUGUUGGCCUAAAACUGCGCUAGUAACAAGCAUGGUAUUUAUCUUGUAUUGAAAAUAAAAACAAAGUUUUGGUAAUA
Messenger RNA from Mus pahari (shrew mouse), 6512 nucleotides. RefSeq names its product cleavage and polyadenylation specific factor 6 (gene Cpsf6). NCBI's taxonomy places the organism in Eukaryota, Metazoa, Chordata, Mammalia, Rodentia, Muridae. Gene Ontology annotation, cellular component: mRNA cleavage and polyadenylation specificity factor complex. The transcript is spliced from 9 exons. The record is from RefSeq and is a predicted model, not a curated record. Gene Ontology annotation, biological process: mRNA alternative polyadenylation. Bases 72 to 1649 code for a protein of 525 amino acids. Gene Ontology annotation, molecular function: mRNA binding.